This is a messenger RNA of Rhodotorula graminis WP1, 2040 nucleotides long. RefSeq lists its product as uncharacterized. Gene Ontology annotation, cellular component: cytosol. The transcript has 7 exons. Lineage: Eukaryota; Fungi; Basidiomycota; Microbotryomycetes; Sporidiobolales; Sporidiobolaceae. Gene Ontology annotation, molecular function: glycerone kinase activity; ATP binding. The coding region runs from base 77 to 1903 and encodes 608 amino acids. The record is from RefSeq and is a predicted model, not a curated record. Gene Ontology annotation, biological process: glycerol catabolic process.
CUCGUCGAGCCCUCUGCUCGACCACCUGUCCUCUGCUCUACACCGACUGCUGUCACUGCCGCCGCCGACCUCGACCAUGGGCAAGCACAUCCUCAACGACCCCAAGACGGCCAUCUCCGACUCGCUCAAGGGCCUCGCCUUCCUCAACCCCACCACCGAGCUGUACGACUCGACCCUCCUCCUUCGCUCCCCGGCCAAGGACCGCGUCCACCUCUUGUGCGGCGGCGGCGGCGGUCACGAGCCCGCACAUGCCGCCUUCGUCGGCGACGGCAUGCUGAGCGCCGCCGUCAGCGGCCAGGUGUUUGCGUCGCCCAACGCUGGCCAGGUCGAGAAAGCCCUCGCGCGCCUCUCGCUCGCAAAGGGCACCCUCAUCGUCGUCAAGAACUACACGGGCGACGUCCUCCAGUUCGGCCUCGCCAAGGAGCGUUACUCGGCGACCCACCUCGACUCGGACUCGGUGCGCAUGAUCGUCGUCGGCGACGACGUGUCGGUCCCGCGCUCGCAGGGCGCGCUCACCGGCCGGCGCGGCCUGACGGGCACCGUCCUCGUGUACAAGCUCGCCGGCGCGCUCGCGGCCCAGGGCGCGAGCCUCGACGACGUCGAGCACGUCGCGAGGGUCGUCAGCGAGCGGUGCGGGACCAUCGGUAUGGGUCUCGAGCACUGCCACGUGCCCGGGACCGAGAAGGGAGAGGCGUACCUCAAGGACGACGAGGCCGAGAUUGGCAUGGGCAUCCACAACGAGCCGGGCAUUCGCAAGGUGUCGCCCAUCCCGUCGGCGGCCAAGCUCGUCGACGAGUUCCUGACGACGCUCACGUCGACCUCGGACGAGGAGCGCUCGUACCUCCCGUUCGAGAAGGACGGCAACGAGGUCAUCCUCGUCGUCAACAACCUCGGCGGCCUGCCCGAGCUCGAGCUCGGCGUCGUCGUCAAGGAGGCGGCAGAGUGGCUCGCCAACAAGCACAUCAAGGUCAAGCGUGCCGUCGCCGGCUCGUUCAUGACGUCGCUCAACCUGCCGGGCUUCUCCCUCACGCUCCUCCUCCUCCCCCGCGAGGGCAUCCCCUCUCCCGCCUCGGCCUCGUCCUCGACCUCGUCCCUCUCGGUCACGUCCGACCUCCUCGUCGACCUGUUUGACGCGCCGACCGACGCGCCGGCGUGGAAGUGGACGUUCAAGGGCGAGCCCAACAUGAAGGUAGAGAAGGCGGACGAGCGCAAGGCGGCCAAGAAGGAGGACUUUCCCCCUCGCGUCCGCGCAGCCACCGACUCGAAGCUCUUCAUGUCGGCGCUGUCCGAGGCGCUCAAGUCGGUCAUCCACGCCGAGCCCGAGAUUACGCGCUACGACACGAUCGCGGGCGACGGCGACGCCGGGCUCACGCUCAAGGCCGGCGCCGAGGGCAUCCAGGACGCCAUCGGCGCCAACCGCGUGUCGGACACGGACGUCGUCGCCGCCAUGGUCGCCAUCUCGGCCGUCGUCGAGAAGGACAUGGGCGGCACGAGCGGCGGGCUGUACGCCAUCCUGCUGAGCGCGCUGAGCAAGGGGUUGCUCGAGGCGGCGAGGGACCAGGAUGCCAAGGAGGCGACGCAGGAGGUUUGGGCGCGCGGGCUCGAGCUCGCCCUCAACACCCUGUACCAGUACACGCGCGCGCGCCCUCCCUCGCGCACGCUCGUCGACCCGCUCUCGUCCUUCAUCCUCACCCUCUCGUCGGCACCCUCGGACCCCAAGACGCUCUCGCAGGCGUUCAAGGCGGCCAAGGAGGCGGCCGAGGCGACGCGCGACCUCGACGCCAAGGCGGGCCGGGCGGCCUACGUCGACCAGGAGAAGAUCAGGGAGGCGGCCGUGCCGGAUGCGGGUGCGUGGGGCGUGUGGAAGCUUCUCGAGGGCGUGCAGAAGGUGCUUAGCCAGUAGAGGGAGGUGCGGUCCCGCCGACGUCGUCGUCUCGGGGCGGCGGCGGGCUCGGCGGCCUGAGCGCUUCCUUCUCUCCUUUUGUCUAUACGUGUCCGCUCUCUCUCUCGAGGUGCAAUCAGAAGACCCUGUCUCGAGCA